UAUCAUUCUCGUACCCCCUCCCCAAACUCUUCGACAAGCUGCGCAGUCACCAGUGUUCAACAAAGAGACCUGGUUUCAUCGAAAGUUGGCAUCUACAGGCUGUGGUAGCUACUCAUGAUAAUUUGUUCAGCGACUGAUACCAGUGGUAGCCACCUCACUACAUCGCGCAUCAACCGACUGCUGAGACCUUUGCGUAACAAAUGCUUGAGUUUGAGCAAGUCGUUGUCCACCGCUCGACACGGUGCGUCUCGCAGCACAUACUCAUCACAUAGUCAAGACUGGCCACUUGAUUGCCCUCCACCACUUGCCCUCCUUCCUCAACCGUCAUCUGCCACUAGAGGGAGGUUCAACUAUUUCGACAGAGCAGAAGACUUGGAGCUCUCUCGCUUGAUAUACGCAGUUUGUGAUGCCUUUAGAUGUAUCCUCCGGGUCACGCACGGAUCGGUGCCAGGGGAGUCGAUCCCCAGCCUGGCAGCCAUGUGCUGCUUCGUAGUUGGAGAAAACGUUCCGCUGAGUGGCAUCGGAACGCGUGACAGCCAAGAGGAAGUUGUAGACGAAGAUGAGCUGAUGAAAACUGUGGAGGACAUCUAUGACACUAUCCCGACCUACUAUCGACGACAUUCGAUUGCGUCCCAUGCACUUUUCCUUGUGCUGGCGAUUUGUCCGCAUCACCAUACGCUUGUCAGCGCUCUUUUGGAUAUCUGCUUGUCUUUUGGUCUAGUUCACGAAUCUCGCUGUUUGCUCAGCAUCAUCCUUGAAAUUGCCUUCUUGUUCACCACCUCUCCCCCUCCAAUCACACACCCGGGACAUGCAUUCUACCUUGCCGAUCUUCUUGCUCGAUGGGUAUCCGGGAAUAGCAACACCAUGCCUUCUGAUGCCGUUCCGCUAUUCUCGGUCUCGACGUUCUCGCAAGCGGUUGCAGAUGCUCUAGCUCAACAAAAUGUCUCUUUAUGGACAUGCAAAGCGGUCGAUAGGUUCUCUCGCAGCGUCGAGUUGACCGAUAUCGACUCUUUUGAAAAGGAAACCAUCGAUAUUGGGGCUAUUCGUUGCUGCUUGCAUGAUUGGAUGAACAGGCUGUUUGCAGUUACCGUUAGCGCCCCUGCAGGACCUGCAGAUGAAUCCCGCUGUCCCGAUAUUGACUCUGUCAUUAUAUUACUCGACCGGUGUCGAAGCUACGGAAUGCAUACCCUGCGACUGGGUGAUUCAGCUCAACCUUCCCAAGACGAACUUCCUGACGCAAUCACGAUACUCGCCACGCACCUUCAUGUUACAUAUUCACUGGCAGACUAUGAUUCACGUCUCUUGGAUCUGCUUCGUGAAGUUUCACCUAUUCCCACAACGUUCACUGGCCUCGUUAAGCAUAUGCAUCGAGGUUCCGCGCACGAUUUUAUGACAUCGCUUCAGCAGUUCUCGUCGGCUCUACAAACGCACAAGCUACUACAGUUGGACGCCUCGCUGUGGGCCUGUGCUCUUCAUGUCUUCGAGAGCACGCCGAAAGGCACCUCAAAAGAGAUCCAGAGAUUCAAGCUUCUCUUGAUCGACGGUGUGGACGAGGCCGAGCGCCGGUUAUUUGGAGCUGGUCCACCCGAUAGCAGCCCGGCUGUUCGGAUGCCAGGCCAGAGCAAGAGAUCCCGUGGCGCGCACCAUCGUCGACCGAGUGGAGAAUGGGAGUGGGAGGAAAUGGUUGGCUGCUGGAUUCGCAAGACCCCUGCUCAUGUGAAGAAAAAGAAGAAGAUUGCACAGGUUGCUUUGCACGAGAGCCCGGUUUUCAUUAAACGUUUGUUGCGCAGAGGCACUCGUCGAUAUGUGACCCAGGGUUCCUCUCGUGUCACAGUUCCACAAAGAUCUGCAAGGUCUGCGACGGGGUCUACCGCAUUUAGGGCUUCCGAUCGUCUUUCUUCACCUUCCUCGCGGGGAAGCGAAAUCUUUGCGGAAGACGCAAAUGAUCAUUCUUGGUGGGGUGGAGAAAAUGAUAAAGAGAAUCUAAUGCCAAGUUCGCCCUUGGCAGAACGUCGACCAGCACUCAAACCACGUCACUCCAACUUCUCUUCGAUUCUGAUGGAUGCCCAGAAGAACAGAGUUAAUCUACACGAUCAGAAAUCUCCUACGAUCAGCAUCUCGUCCAGAUCCAAACGAUCGCAGCCUUUGUUAUCUCGGAAAGUAUCUGUCUACUCACCUGCGGCCAUGUUACCCUCUGAUGACUCUAUGGACUUGUUCGCAUACGCAACUUCUCCCUUAGGACAUA
Molecule: messenger RNA, 2245 nt
Organism: Suillus discolor
Lineage: Eukaryota; Fungi; Basidiomycota; Agaricomycetes; Boletales; Suillaceae
Exons: 3
Source: RefSeq, a predicted model, not a curated record